GAUGUUGAUAACCAGUACAUGCGAGUUGACAGUAGUGAGGUAAGGUACACAGAAGGCUCCAGCUUGGAACUCCGUGUUGAUGUUGACAGCAGCCCAGAUGCUGACGUCACCCUAUUACGUAGCCAGACAAAGGUCGCAGUCGGUACUGGAAAAUAUGACAUAAAAUUAGACAACCUCCAGUGCAACCAUACAGGAACGUAUGACGUCAGGGCGACCAACUUUGUAACGCAGAAUAGAAGUAACGCCGACCCUUCGAGGAGACAGUUUGAACUUCAAGUCAGUUGUGUCCCACGAAGAUAUGGCGGCGUGAAUGCUGUGAUUGGAGUGGCAGGGAAAAAGGGUCAAACAGUCGUACUCAAUGUAACUGUGAUCGCCAACCCAACGCCCACGAUUCAAUGGUCAGAGGGUUUGAAAACACCUGAUGUCACAAAAAACAACGCCUAUAUGUACACUAUCAGGGGAAAGGUCACGGUCACCACAUGGUCAGACUUACUGAAGUACCACGUAAAUGUCACUAAUACCGUACCAGGGUUGCUGACCGUCCCAUUUGAGAUUCGUCCAGAAG
Mizuhopecten yessoensis (Yesso scallop) is the source of this 565-nucleotide messenger RNA. RefSeq lists its product as uncharacterized. The annotation marks the transcript as partial. The record is from RefSeq and is a predicted model, not a curated record. The transcript is spliced from 2 exons. Lineage: Eukaryota; Metazoa; Mollusca; Bivalvia; Pectinida; Pectinidae.